CUCCUCCCUAUCCAGUUGUCACUUCCUGUGGCAGGAAAAUAAAGCCCGAUGCUGCCGCUGGGACUGUGCAAAGUUCGGGAGAUAGCGGGGACAGUGUUGUAGCCUGGUUGCUGGGAAAGGGAAGGAGAGGGAUUGCUGUUGGGAAGGGGAGCCUGGCUCUCCUGCACGAACACACCGGGGGGAAGAAGCGGGGUUUGCUGCACGGCUCCUCUGUGCCGAGAUAUGGGGGCCCGGCUCCUGUUCCGUGCUAUCAUUAUGGGCCCUCCCGGCUCGGGGAAAGGGACCGUGUCCGAGCGCAUAGUCAAGACCUUCGGACUCAAGCACCUGUCCAGCGGAGAGCUGCUGCGAACCAACAUCGAUAAUGAGACAGAGUUUGGUUUAUUAGCCAAGUCCUUUAUUGAUGAGGGAAAGCUGGUACCAGAUGAUGCAAUCACUCGAAUCAUACUACAUGAACUGAAACAAAUGACCCAGUACAGCUGGCUGCUUGAUGGGUUUCCCAGGACACUCCCACAGGCAGAAGAGCUACAUAAAGUUUACCAACCAGACACUGUAAUUAACUUGAAUGUGCCAUUUGAGACAAUCAAAAAGCGACUGACAUCUCGCUGGAUCCACCCAGGCAGUGGUAGAGUGUACAAUACUGACUUCAACCCUCCGAAAGUAACAGGAAUUGAUGAUCUCACUGGUGAACCUUUGAUUCAGCGUAAUGAUGACAAACCAGAAACUGUCACUUUGAGACUCCAGGCGUAUGAAGAACUAACACAGCCAGUUUUGGAAUACUAUCGAAAUAAAGGCAUUUUAGAAGUCUUCUCGGGAACAGAGACCAACAAGAUUUGGCCUGAAGUGCAGGCUUUUCUCAGCAAGAAGAUACUAACAAUUUCUUAAAGCAAAGAGUGCAGCUGCGAGACAAUGGUACAGAAUCUGGUGGCACCUUGACUGAUCAUCUAGCCAGCUCUAGAAGGAAGAAAAUUUGAAAUGGUCUUUUAAUUGCAGUCUUAAAAGAAAAUUGAUGUGAACUUUUAAAACGAGUAUUUCUCAGAAAUACAAAUAAUUUUUCAAAAAUUUUAAAACAUUUUUCAUGUCUGACCAGAGUAAACCAGCAAAAUGUUCUUAAUUGAGAAUUGCAAAAGGUUUGUUUACAUAGCUGAUCAUUUGUUGUACAAUUGAUACUUAUUUUUAAGUGACCAAAUCUUGACACAACUGAUUUAAAAUGCACUUGGAGGGGCAUGCUCUGAAUGGUUAACUAGAAACAUUUUGAUUUGGGCACUUUUUUUUCCAAACAAGAGAGGAAGAAAAAAUAAGUUUUUACUUAUUAUCAUGUUGAUAGCUGUGAACUGCAAGUCAGUUGGUUGAUUGAACAUGAGGCAAGUGACUCUCCGACAGUCAACCAAUCCAUUUUUCUUUCUGAUUUUGGCUUCUGUGGAAUUUAUAAACUAAAAUCCAGUACAGCACGCGAUAUAAAGUUCUUUGGUCAUUCAGAAGUAUCCUUAAUCAUGUCCAGUGGUGUAGCUUCCUUUUGUGAGUGGAUGUACAGUACAGUAUUUGUGCGUCUGACCAUACCAGACUAACCAAGUGCUAAUGGGAACUGUUGGCACGCCAUGCAUACAAACAGUAAAUGCACAGAGGGGUGCUGUGGACUGAAGAUGGGGAGCUGUGAACCCUCAUUUUUCUGUGAAACAUUUCCAGUAUUUUUCAUUUUAAUUUCAAAUUCCAAUACAUGCAGUGUGUUUCUUGAGUACAGCAUAAUUCUAUAUCAGAUACAUAAGGUGUAGCAGGAACGUGUUUUUCUCUUAAUAUAGAGAAAGCAGCAUAACGAAGUGUGUUUUAGUACCUGGAGAAUUAAAUCUAAGUACAUAUAAAAGGGAAAUGGUAGUUUAGAGUAAAAUGGUAAAAUUUUAGUAGAAUUGUUUAAAACAUGUUUUGGAUGAAGGCCAGUCACUAAUUUUGUUCUUGAUAAAUUAAGUUUCAUGGCAAGAAAUAAUGAGAGCUGUGUAUUACUGAAUUGUGUUAACUGCCCAGCUGUAUAGCUUUGAAAUGAAGCAUCAAAAAAUGUUACUUCUAAGGAAGGCAGCCUAUGAGUGACCUGGUCCAGCUAAUUUACACAAAUGCUGCAUUUUGGGGAAAGCGGUUGCUUAGUUGCCAAUCUAGAUUGUACCAGUUGCUCCCAAACUUUGAGUUCUCUUUAUAGUUCCAGUUUCCUAUCACAGCAGGAAUCAUCUGAAAGCAAUGAAAAGUAUUUUGAGGCUUUCUGUCCUAUGUGUCAAUGAAAUGUCACUUCUUGAUGAGUCAGGUGGUUUAGGUCUGAUGCUUCCUCCUGCUAUAUGCUGGUCAUCUGCUAUUGUAAACAAAAACACUCAGGAUAGUGACAUUUAUAGAUGUCUAUUCUUUUGAGUACUCCAGGAGUAUAUAGAAUGAACACAACCACAGGACCAUGCAUUCAGAGAUGCAAGUUUUGUUGUGGAAUGUAAAAUCUUGCUGGACUUUGGACUUACAAAGGGACGUGAUUUAUGCUGUAAUAUUUUAAUCUGGAAGUAUUUCAAUUUUUGGCCUGGUUUUCUUCUUGCAAAUAAAAUCUAAACAGUACACCAUCCUAUGAACUCAACAAAAUCUAUCAAACUUGCUCUUAAACUUUAAUUGGCUCAACAUUCCCAGGUUUGAGGGAAGAGAAUUCAAAAUUUUUUCAACUCUAUCUGUGAGAUUUAUUUAAUUAGUUGAUCCAUUUGGAAUGAAAUCAAGAUUAGCCUCCCCUUAUUCUAGAUUCUGCAAUCGGAAGAAAUAAUCUCGCUGCAUUCACUGUAUCUUUCAAAUUCUCUUAUCAUCUACACUCUGACGUAUUCAUCUACUGUUUUGCACUAAAGAACAUUGUAUCUCAGUGUUUAUUUCAUGGUGCAAUUUUCCGUCUUCAUUGUCGAUACAUUUGACUUUAGCUACUCAUGAGUGCUAUUCAAAUUCAUUCUAUUCUUAUCAAGAAAGGAAGGCACAGGCUAAAAAUCAAAAGAUGCAUAAUUAAAAGAAAAACCAACAUUUUUAAAUAUUACUAAGGUAGAAGGCAUCUUGGACCUUACUGGUUAGAUACAGGAACCUUUUGUCUUCAGACUUCCUUCAUUUUAUGAAUGAUUUUGAAAAGAGAAAUGAAAGAUUAGUCAAACUAAACUGUUAUUGAAUUACCUAUGUCAUGCUAUGAUAAAUGUUUACGUACAAUUAGAUCAAUAAAAAUCAAAAAGGUGUCUCUGAAGAAAACCAUUU
Molecule: messenger RNA, 3243 nt
Organism: Stegostoma tigrinum
Lineage: Eukaryota; Metazoa; Chordata; Chondrichthyes; Orectolobiformes; Stegostomatidae
Gene: ak3
Product: adenylate kinase 3
Exons: 5
Coding region: 223-882 (219 amino acids)
Biological process (GO): nucleobase-containing compound metabolic process
Cellular component (GO): mitochondrion; cytoplasm
Molecular function (GO): AMP kinase activity; ATP binding
Source: RefSeq, a predicted model, not a curated record